This is a messenger RNA of Mizuhopecten yessoensis (Yesso scallop), 2429 nucleotides long. Its product is annotated as SEC14-like protein 2. Gene Ontology annotation, cellular component: cytoplasm. The record is from RefSeq and is a predicted model, not a curated record. The transcript is spliced from 12 exons. NCBI's taxonomy places the organism in Eukaryota, Metazoa, Mollusca, Bivalvia, Pectinida, Pectinidae. Bases 268 to 1530 code for a protein of 420 amino acids.
GGAUCGCUAUAGGUAGAAUACCGUAGUAAGGUGUGUAUACAUGUAUCAUAUACCUAUGUAAUAUAGACGUAUGUGGAAUCGGGUGAUCGCUAGACAGGACCAUGGUUCGAUGAAGCGGGGUAGCCGGCAAGGAACACGGAUGUUUGACACAGUGUAGUGCCGUGGACUGUCUCUGUAUUUGUUUUGAGUUAGAAAUGACACAUUUGUGAUUUCAGCCUCUUAAAGCUAGCAUGUGACAGGCGGGAGGAAUACUUAGUAUUGAUUAGAAUGGAGGAUCCGGGCAUCAAACAAGAUAUCAACCCUUCUGGUGUCGAAGUUGAGCUGGGCGUUGUGGAUGAAGGGACAAAAACUCUAACUGCAGAGCAACAGUCGACCCUUAAUACGUUCAGAAACCAGGUUCAAGACGUCCUUAAGCCAGACCAUGACGAUAACUUUCUUCUCCGGUGGUUAAGAGCUAGAAACUUUGACCUGACCAAGUCAGAGGAGAUGCUGAGAAAUAGUUUGAUAUGGCGGGAGAAACAUAAUGUAGACACAAUUCUAGAGGAUUUUGAGUCUCCAGAUGUCGUGAAGAAGUACUUUACCGGCGGUACCAGUGGAUUCGACAAGGAGGGCUGUCCUAUAUGGGUGGAUCCGUUAGGUAGAUUGGAUUUCAAAGGGCUAAUGGCGUCGGUAGGGCACAAAGACUUGUUACUCCAUAAGUUGUCCGACCUUGAACGAUUUUCGAAGGUCAUGGCGGACCAAUCUAACAAGUUGGGGAAAUUGAUAGACAAGGAGACUAUAAUAUACGACAUGGAGAAGGUUGGGAUGCGGCAUCUCUGGAAACCCGGAAUCGACACAUUUAACCAGUUUGUCACACUUGUUGAGGACAACUACCCCGAGAGGCUCAAGUUUAUCUUCAUCAUCAACGCUCCAAAGAUUUUCCCGGUGAUCUGGAAACUAGUACGACCAUUUGUGGCAGAAGGAACGAGAAAGAAAAUUAAAGUAUUCGGUACAACUAACUACACCGACACUUUGCUUAAAUACAUCGACGCUGACCAGUUGCCAGCCGCCUACGGUGGUACACUUGUGGACAAACUCGGAGAUCCCAGAUGUGGCGAAAUGAUUGUCCAAGGUGGAGAGGUACCAAAAGAACUCUACGCCAAUGCUGACAGCCUGGAGAGAGACAAAUUUACAUCGGUGACCGUCGGCAGUAAACAGCUUCUGGACCUGGACUAUAACGUCACCAUACCAGAAAGUGUGCUAAGUUGGCAAUUCUUCACGGAAGGAUAUGACGUUGGCUUCGCUGUGUACAAACGGAUACAGGAAGGAUUACAGAAGGGAAACAUGGAGGAGAUUGUAACACCGGAGAGGGUCACCAGCCAUAUAUAUCCGGGCGACGGUAGUGUCGUGUGCAAAACUGUCGGCACUUACGUGGUACGGUUUGACAACACGUACAGCUGGACUCGCGGUAAGAAGAUCUUGUACUCGGUUGACGUGAUGGCGCCCGAUAGUAUGGACGGCUUCAGUAACGUUGACAUAUGCACCAAUUAACUGUCACUUUUGUAAAGUUAACGAACAACGUUAACACACGAACAAUUUCAUACCAGACAUUUUGAUUUAGUUUCCGGUGAUCCUGUUACUAUGAAUCAUGUCAUUGUACACAACGACACGCCCCCUUUGUAAACAGAAUACCUUAAAUCGGGGAAAUUUCCGCCGCAGUUAAACUUUCGCCUAUUUUGCUCUCCCUAAUGAGGGCGAUUGUUUUAUGACGGCGAAUAUUAGUGCACUACAUACAAUGUAUAGUAUUUCCAUGUAAAAGGCAUAAUUGAUACUGGGCCAAUAUUGAUUUAUCGGCGAAUGGCAAAAAGUUGACUGGGCGAGAGUCCUCAAGCAUACAGUUACCCAAUACUAGCAGAUGCAUACGUGUAAAAACUUGCCGCCAAUUUAUAACAUUCACGGCCCACUGCUUCCUCGGAAUUUCAGGAGUUACGCUCAUUUACAUUUUCUUCAUCACUCAAAAAUGUCAUCACAAAAUUAAAGGCUCUGAUAUAAUUAGACAAGUUUAACCUUUUAAUCAAAAUAAUCGCGCGGUAGCAUAACGGUAAAAUUGACUAGCUUUGAAAUCGGGUGUCGCUCUUCUGUUAUCUUCAAAGGACAGGUACAAGUCUAAAGAUGGGUCUUUUUUUACCUGAACCAAGCAAAUAGCUAAUUUAGUGUCUUCAGUUUUGUCAUGACAUGGAAUUUCAAGAUUGACAGUCGAACAAGUGUUGUAUGCUUGAUUGAUGUCUAUAGGAUAUGUCGGUAACUGAACAACAGAGCCGGUCAUGACUUUAUCAUUUUAUUUUGUAGCAUGGUUCAUAUUUUAUACUUUCCUACAAUCGUAUUUUAUAUUUUGCUUUCAUAGUAUUGCAUUUGUUUUUGUAUUUAUUAAAGAUUUAAUUUCGACAUUG